This is a messenger RNA of Neospora caninum, 4674 nucleotides long. RefSeq lists its product as hypothetical. The transcript has 4 exons. Lineage: Eukaryota; Apicomplexa; Conoidasida; Eucoccidiorida; Sarcocystidae. The record is from RefSeq and is a predicted model, not a curated record. Bases 1 to 4674 code for a protein of 1557 amino acids.
AUGGCUGGGUGCUCUCUCGUGCCGGACCCGCACAUAGACCGGCAGGAAGGGCAGUCGAGGCGCAGCGCCUCUCCGUCCUGCGGAGCUCGCAGUUUUCGUCGCGACAGAGGCAGCCAGCGAGGGGGGAACGGGUCAUGCGUUUUGCGUGCAGAUCGGAAACCGCCGCGAUUUUCGGCCGCCGCAAGCCAAGUCUCAGACGAAAAGGAGGACGUUUUUCUCGUCUCGCUCCUGCCCUUCUUCUUGCAGACGGUCGUUUCGUCGCGCCUCUUUCCCUCUCGCAGCCUCGCGGCGUUCACGCCCCUCAGUGUGUCUCUCUCUGAACACACCGUUGACCCGCAGCCGGCGCCUCGCGGGUCUCUGCCGCUCUUCCCCUUUUCUUCCUCGUUCCCCGCUGCCUUCUCUCCCCUCUCAGCUCUCGCCGCUCCCCUUCUAUCCCCCUCGGAUUCUCCACGCGAGCAGUCCCGGCUGCUUCGUUCAGCUGUCUCGCCACGCGUGGCAGCUUCUGGACCGGCGCGUCUGCAAGCAGAGCCUGCGAAGGUGGAAGACUUGCAGGCAGACGAGGAGGUAGAGAACGAAUCGCCUUCUGGGAAGGCUGCGAAUGAAGAGGCGUUAGAAGCCCUCACUGCCCUCGCGCAGCGCCUCGUCCGCGCGCUUCUGCUUCCCCUUGGAUACUGCGAGGAGCAACUGUCGCUGGAAGGCCCGCGAGUUGCAGCACGCGCAGCCGUCUGCGGUGUCUUGACAGCAGCCUGCUCGGCAGCCCACACUGCAGCGACGCGAGCCGUCGAAACGCGCGAAAGGCUAUCCGACUUGGCGGGCUACUACACGUCUCCCGGCGCCGCCUUCUCGCCCCCUGACUUCUCCACAGCUUGCGCCGCUGCGCUCUCUGCAUUCGUUGCUGCGCUUCGACAUCUACGGGGAGAUGACGAAAAGGACGCACAAGACUCUUCUGUCGACGCCGAGCGUGGGACGACGUCCUUGUGUCCGACGCGCGCGAGAAGACCGAGGUUAGGAUCUCAGCAGCAGAGCGUGGACGAGCGCGGCGAAGAAGGCGCGGACUUGCUCUCUCCGCCCCGCAGAAGAAGACGCGUCGAACUCUCGCCUUUCUCUUCCCUGUCACCGUUUUCGUCUCCUCCGGGCCUCGCUCGUCGAGAAGCAGAACGCGACGACUCGCUGCAUGCGCAUCCGGGCGAGGCGCCGGCGCCUGUGUCUUUUCCGUCCUUUCGGCCACCGCGCUUCUUGUCUGUCGCCCUCGGCGUCUCCUUCCGAUCUGGCUUCUGCGCGACGUCGGAGACACCCGAGGACUCCCGCAGACGCGCGAAACGCAGAAGGGACUCCGUCUCUCCGUCCCCGUCGCCUCCCGUCUGGUUUUCUUCCCCUUCGACGCCGACAGGUGCGGCGCGGGAAGAGACAGGGCGAGGCGGAGGCGGAGAGUUUAAAGGAGCAGACAGAAGCGGAGAGCAGGCAGUUGCCCUCGAGGACCGCCUUUUUAUCGCGCGAGAAGUCUCCAGACGCCGGGCUGCAGUGGCGGCGGUGCUUCUGAGUCACCAGCGCGAAGGAAGGGAACCCUGUGUGGGAGCUGCGCAGGCGCGUGCGAAGGAAGUUGGUGAAGAGCGCAGGGGGAGGGGAAACCAAAUCUCAGAGCCAAAGAGAGGCGAGACAGCCAACCCUACAGCGCACCUUCGUUUCGGUUUAAGCGGGGGCGACAGGGCGGCGAGAGCCGCUUCCGGAUUUGGUUUCGAACGCGUCGAUCAGAUCGUAGAGGGGGACAGUCUUCCGUAUCGGGAUUUGUUCGUGGAGCACGAGGGGAAGACACAAAAGAGAACUGCGUUGUCUGUUUCUGGCGACGCGUGCGCGAAUCCUUUUUCGUUGUCCAGUUCGCGACAACCAACUCCCAUCCUCAGUCGCACGAACAGCGCGACCCAGGCGCAGUUCGCCUGGACGUCUUCCGCAGGCGAGGACAUCGCGAAGCCGGUCUUCAAGACGCUGCCGCUUCACACGCAACUUCCGAGUCGCGACGGGACAUCCUCGUCAUCUCUCCUCUCCACGCCUCGUUCCCGCGUCGAGCUCAACAGCUCUUCUGUCUCGUCGAAAUCCUCUUCCUCGCGACUUCGGUCCGGUUCUCUUUCCUCGGGUGCCUGUGCUUCUGGGACCGCGCGCGAGCAUUCUGCAGGGGAAUUGCCUUUUCGCUCGUCGUCCUUUGCGUCUUCAGAGGAAGCGUCGCCGUCGCGCAGUGGUAGUCCAGACGGCGGCGCUGUGCUGACCUGCGGCCGCGCUCCUGCGUGUAUCCAUACGCCUCUGUGGACGUCAGACCAGGUGCGUUCGCUGUCGCCGAGCGGCCGGAGGACGCGAGAGAGCGACGAGGGCAGGAACACGGGAGAGGCGCGAGACGAGCCCCUAGAAGAAGAGGAAGACGGCGCGUUUUCGUCGCCUUCCGAGGCGUCUCUUCCGCCUCCUCUGCCUGCGGGCCGUUCGUUUUUCUCAGGCUUACUCGCCCGCGCCUUUAGCUUAAAGAAGGAUAUUCUCUACGGAGUCGAGCAGCGAGCGCGAAGUGGGUUUUUCUCCUCCGCGGCUUCUCUCUCGGAGUCUCCGGAGGCCCGCGCCCCUCAAAUCGGCCUCUCAGGGCGCCUCUCUCCGCGCUUCGCCACUUCAAGUGAGGAGAACCCCAACGCGGGUGAGCACUCGUCCGGCGCGUUUCCUCGUCCUCGCUCCGAUCGUCACGUCUCGUGUUCUCCCUUCUCUGCCUUCCUGCACCACAAACACGCCUCGCCGUUGCACAGCUCCUCUUCGCCCGCGCUCUCUUUCCCUCACUUAUCUGCGCCUCGCGUGGUCCCGGCUUCGGAACGUCGCGCCGCCCGCUCUGCGCAAAACGGCGAGGACGACGAAGAAGAGAGGAGCGACCUGUUGGGGCCGGAAGAAUCCCGAGAAGACUCCGGCGCAGUGUGCUGCCGUGCAGGCGACAGACGCGACGACGGCGGCUUUUCGGGGUAUCAAGCGUACCUGGACUGGCAUGAAGACAAGUGGGACGAGAGAGUGUUUGACAGAGUCGAAGAUCGUGGUCCCUCGCUCUGGAGUGUCUCUUCCACUUUUUGGGCUGUCUCUGGGUGCGGAACGAUGAGUCCGAAGAAGGCGGGAAAGCACAUCGGGCGCGGGUCUACGCCUUCUCGACGGCGCGGGGGUAGGGGCAAGUCUGCCAAGGGCCAGCGGCGCACAAAGGUCCAGACUCGGCGGGCGAACGUGACGGCGGCUUCUUUCCUGGAGCGUUCUCGCCAGGAGAUGAUGCGCUACAAUCUGGCACCGAAGAAGGCGAAGAAGAGCGCGUCCGUGAAGCAUGCGCGGGGAAAGAAGCCGCGAGCGAACGGCGCAAACGGCGUCGCUUCAGGGGGCAGACCCACGCAUCUGCUGCCUGUGCGCGCCACCGGAACAGACGAGGUGGGGGAACAGGAGCUGUGGGCGAGUCUUCGGGCGUUCGACGAGGAGAAUCGGCGCGUGGAGAGAGAGAGGGAAGAGCGGAGGCGAAAGAAGAUGGGCGGACAGGCAGCCGACGGGCGAGAGACGGCUGAGACUGGGGCGGCAAAGGCGGAGACGGCGGAAGAACGCCGCGCAGGCAAAGAAGCCGCGCAGGGAGGGAGGGAACCAGAAGGGAAGAAAGUGACGGAGAGAGACUGGUCGCAACUGACGAGGAACGAAAGAAGGAAGUUGCGACUCCGAAAGGAACAGCUGGCUGCACAGAGCAGACGCCAGGCGAGCGCGGAGUCCGGCGCGCGAAAAGAGGAGACGCAACCGGAGAGCGAAAGGAAUGGAAGAGCAAAAGUACCGCGGGCAGAGGAGAUCCAACAGAGCGCUUCCGAGGAAAGAACAGACGGCCAGGCAGAGAACGAGAGCAGCCUGGAGCUGGUGAAGACCGCGAAGAGAUAUCGCAGUGAAGUCCUAGACGACGAGGAGACGGUUUGCGAGAAGAAGAGAAGAGCUGAUCCCCCACAGGCUGUCUCAAAAGAAGAAAAGGAGAAGACAAAAGGCGAAAAGAAUCGGUCGGGGCAGUGCCCUAUCAUCCGACGAAAAGGAGAGACUUACGCCGCAUUCACCAAACGCGUCGAUGCAUGGGCCAGGGAGUCUCUUCGCACCAGUUCGCCGUCUGUUCCGGCGCCAACGGAGAGGAAGGCGAGCGCGCGAGAGUCGAGUCGCCGGCGGAGGUCUCCGGCUGAGGAAGCAGGUGCGGCCUCCAAGGCAGAUGAGGAAGAGGAAAGCCGGGCAAAACGGCCAGUCUUUGGAGAGGUUGUCGACCGCCCUCCGGAGCUCAAGCAGUACAAGGACUCGUUUGCACGUUUUAAGGCGAAGGCGCAGAGUUCCUCCGCGCAGUCUUCAGCUCUGUCCCCGGCUUCUCCGCAGCUUGCGAAGGAGGGAACGGCUUCCAGGAAAAACCCCACGACAGAUCAAGACGCGCCGUCUGGGGAACUGUCUCAGGCGUACGUCCAGCAGGUUCGAGCGGCGUACGCGACAGUGAAGGAAAAGAGACAUGAGAAGGCAGGAGAAGCGAAACUGAAGAGAGGGAGAGAGAACAGUGGACAAGACACGUCGUAUACGCGUCCGGGAUGGACGCCCUCUUCUUCUUCGCUCUACGACUCCCAGUGGGUAGGCGUGGGACGCUACAAGCCGUUGGGGAGUGAGCAGGAAUGA